UAUAUCUAUCUAUAAUGAGUUCGAUGAGCGACAAUAAUAAUCAUUCCGUUUCGACGGAGGAACUACAAUUUCCAAUGAGUGAAGAUGAAGAGGCACUAAACGAAUCGGAUCAAAAAGAGACAUCUGCUGAAAUCUGGCGAAAUAUUCAGAUCAAUACACGCGGUGAUCGUGAUCGUAGAGCAGAACUGCAGAGAGCUGUUGCGCUGGAUCACGCAAUCGGAGCCGAGAAUGAAGAACAAGAUCAAGUUGUUGUUCCGACUGAUAAGAAGCAAUCUGUUGUACUUGAGAGCAAAAUUAAUCUAAAACCGUCACCUAGCGUCGGUCCGAGUCUAAUUCGCCUAAUUGAGACAAGUAAUGCGAAUGUAAACGGAUCGGAGAGUAGUGGAGGUUCGCCUAAGUCUAUGAUGGAUGAAGCGUGGGAACGGUUGAAAAGCUCGUUUGUUAAUUUCAAAGAUCAACCGGUCGGAACACUUGCUGCAGUACUUGAUCCUAGUGCAGAUCCUCUGAAUUACAAUCAGGUGUUUGUGAGAGACUUUGUGCCAGCUGCCUUGGCUUGCCUGAUGAAACUUCCAGCAGAGCCAGAGAUUGUUAAAAACUUCUUAAUGGAGACUCUUGAUCUUCAAGGACAUAAAAAGACAAUUGACAAUUUCACACUUGGAAAAGGUGUCAUGCCUGCCAGUUUCAAGGUCAUGCAUGGCGACCACCAGGAAAAGGAGGAAUUGAAGGCUGACUUUGGUGGUAGUGCAAUAGGAAGAGUUGCACCAGUUGAUUCAGGUUUCUGGUGGAUUAUACUGUUAAAUUCAUACACCAAGUGCACAAUGGAUAAUGCAUUGUUAGAGGAUCCCAAAGUGAAAAAUGGAAUGGAGUUGAUACUCAAGCUCUGUUUAUCUGAUGGUUUUGAUACUUUUCCAACGCUCCUAUGUGCAGAUGGAUGUAGCAUGAUUGACAGAAGGAUGGGAAUCUAUGGAUAUCCGAUUGAGAUUCAGUCCCUCUUCUUUUUUGCAUUGAGGUGUGCACAAAAAAUGCUUAAACAAGAUGAUACUGAUCAGAAUCUGCUUGAGCGGAUUGAAAAAAGAAUUACAGCUCUAAGCUACCACAUCCGAAAUUACUAUUGGCUGGAUUUUACCCAAUUGAACAACAUCUAUCGUUACAAAACAGAGGAGUAUUCUCACACAGCUGUUAACAAGUUCAAUGUCAUUCCUGAGUCGAUUCCAGAUUGGGUGUUUGAUUUCAUGCCCGUGAGGGGAGGGUACUUUAUCGGGAAUGUAAGCCCAGCUCGCAUGGAUUUCAGGUGGUUCUUAGUUGGCAACUGUAUUGCCAUAUUAAGUUCUUUAGCCACGGAGGCACAAACAACAACUAUUAUGGACUUAGUUGAAGAGCGAUGGGAAGAUCUGAUUGGUGAGAUGCCACUUAAGAUUGUUUACCCAGCUUUGGAAGGACACGAGUGGAAAAUUGUCACGGGAUGUGAUCCAAAGAACAUACGCUGGAGUUGUCAUAAUGGCGGCUCUUGGCCAGUUCUUCUAUGGCUAUUAACAGCAGCAUGCAUCAAGGCAGGAAGACCUCAAAUUGCUAAGAAAGCCAUAGAAAUGGUGGAGCAACGUCUAUCAAAAGAUGGAUGGCCAGAGUACUAUGAUGGUAAGAAGGGACGUUAUGUCGGGAAGCAAGCAAGGAAGUAUCAGACAUGGUCUAUCUCUGGGUACCUGGUGGCUAAGCUCAUGAUAGAGAACCCAUCUAACCUUACCAUGAUUUCUCUAGAAGAGGAUAAGCCAAAACACACACGAAAAACCUCUUGGUGAUUAUACUCCAGGUGAUAUACCUUGACGAACUGAUCCAGCUGGUAGAGUGAAAAGAGGAGACUUGAGAACCUAGA
Messenger RNA from Erigeron canadensis, 1870 nucleotides. Its product is annotated as probable alkaline/neutral invertase F. Gene Ontology annotation, molecular function: sucrose alpha-glucosidase activity; endo-alpha-N-acetylgalactosaminidase activity. The transcript is spliced from 4 exons. The record is from RefSeq and is a predicted model, not a curated record. Gene Ontology annotation, biological process: sucrose catabolic process. Bases 15 to 1796 code for a protein of 593 amino acids. NCBI's taxonomy places the organism in Eukaryota, Viridiplantae, Streptophyta, Magnoliopsida, Asterales, Asteraceae.